AUGGGCGGCAGCGGCAGCAAAAGUGCCGAGACGUCUAGCAGUACGCAGCAAGCGCCGUCCAAAGCCGCCUCUGUGAAGGACGAGGUGCUGGGCCUCGUGCUGGACGGCUUGAUGCUCUACACCAUCUACCAAACGUCCAAGUACCUCUACAAGCAAGCGAAGCCCAUGCUCGACGACUGGAACAAGGGUCAGGACAGUCAAGCCAAGCUGAAGAAUCGCCUGCAGCGCACUGGACGCCGUGCCUUCAGCACCAACUACUUUGAGAACGUCAUUGCUGGCGACAUCGUGGACCCACAAGACAUUGACGUGUCGUUUGACGACAUUGGCGGUCUAGAGCGCCAAAAGCGCGACAUCCACGAUCUCGUAGUGCUGCCGCUGCGAAGUCCCGAGUUCUUUGCGUCUCGUGGGACCCUGCUCACGGUUCCCAAAGGCAUUUUGCUCUACGGUAUGCCUGGAACAGGUAAGACCAUGCUGGCGAAAGCUAUUGCCAAAGAAUCCGGCGCGUUCUUCAUCGAUCUCAAGAUCAGUACGAUCAUGAGCAAGUGGUUUGGCGAGUCGCAGAAACUUGUACGCGCGGCUUUUUCGCUGGCUCGGAAGUUGGCACCGUGCAUCAUUUUUAUCGAUGAGGUCGACUCGUUCAUGGGCAAGCGAGGCGGCGUGUCGGAUCCCACGUUUUUAUCCAUGAAAACGGAAUUCUUGGCGCUUUGGGAUGGUUUUACCGAGAUGAGCAAUGAGAACAACGGUGGCUUUGGUGUGAUUGUCAUGGGUGCAACCAAUCGUCCAGGUGACGUGGAUCCAGCCUUCCUGCGUCGCAUGCCUCGCACAUUUGAGAUCGGACUGCCCGAUCGGCCGCAGCGUGAGAAGAUCCUUCGACUUCAAUUGAAGACGGAGGUAGUGGAUGAUACUGUCAAUUUUAGCAAUCUUGCCAGUGACACGGUGUACUACAGUGGUAGCGAUCUGAAGGAAUUGUGUCGCGCUGCUCUGAUGAUUCCGCUUCGUGAACACAUCGACAAUUGCCGCGCCGCAGUAGAAGAAGCCGCAAAAAAUCAGCCUGCUGAAGACGAAAAGCCCCAGAUACGCGACAAUGCUGCUCUGCCCAAGCCACCUACAAUGCGUCCACUGUCGAUGGCAGACUUUGACGAGGCAAGAACUAUGGUGCAACCAACAGGUGCGACGGCAUAUGCAUACGAGAACGCACAGAACGAAAAGCCAGGUCGCCAAUCAUCCAACGGCCCAGGGAUGUCCAUGGAUCCGGACAUGUUCGCGGCAGUUUUGGCUGCUGGCCUGCAGAGCUUAAUGCAGCAGAGUCAUAACGUCACACCGGCUCACGAUUAG
Messenger RNA from Peronospora matthiolae, 1335 nucleotides. Lineage: Eukaryota; Oomycota; Peronosporomycetes; Peronosporales; Peronosporaceae. The record is from the annotation of a GenBank genome assembly.